AUGUACAACUCUCAUUCCAGUUAUGAUUACGGCAGUGCGGACCCAACGGGCGAGCCGGAGCGCCACACCGUUUGGCGGGCCGACGGGGUUCGUUGUAUGGUCGUCGUCGACCCCGCCACCCGCAAAUUGUUAAUUCCACGCGAGUUUGUCUUUCCCACCCGCGCGCAGAAGCGAACCACCAUUCCAAGUCUCUGUCAACUCUUUCUGCAGAACCGCUGCCGCCGCGGGGCGGAGUGCCAUCAAGUCCACGCCGAUCUCACCGUCGUGAAUGAGCUGCGCAAUCAGGUGGAUAGUCUUCCCUGCUGCUGCACGCUGCACGGGGAUAAGGACCACGCGGGGAUAUUAAAUGAACAGUCGUGGCUCUCACGCGUGGUGUUGGAUCUGCCGGAAGUGACGUUUGAGGGCGGAUAUGUGCCGCUCAACCGCGUGAGUUACACAACGGCGUUGCGGCGUUUGUUGAAGGAGCGAUACGCCCGAGUGGUGGAGCGCGACGAGGAGGAGGAGGAGGAUGAGAAUGGGAAUAAUAAUGAGGAUGGAAAUGGUCUGAAUACACACAGUGCAGAUCAGGAGGCAUCACGGCUGGUGUUAGACGCACGGGAUCAAGUGAUUUGUCGACUGCAUGUCUUUGAUCGCUGUCGCUAUGCGGAGGAUUGUCGAUUUCUACAUAUUUGCAAGGAAAUCACAGAACCCCUUCUCUCCGCCCAACGCGAUAAUAAUAAUAAUAAUAAUAAUAAUAAUAAUAAUAAUAAUAAUAAUAAUACCCUCAGUGAAAGCCAUACCAAUACCAAUACCAAUCCUACUGGCCAUAACAAUGCUAAUAUUAAUAAUACCCCUAUUCAUAGUAAUAAUACCAAUACUAAUAAUACUACUAAUAAUAAGAAUACGACGGGUGGAUCGGUGUUUACUUCCGUAUCUCGGCAACAACAACUACGUGGAUAUCCACUCAUGCAAGGUGUAUAUGAUGGCACUCCCAAACCAUCACAAGCACCACAGAUGUGGGCCGCUACUUAUGAUGCCCCGUGGCCUCCAAGCGGUUCCUCCUCAUGGACAUCAUUUCCCACCGCCAGUUUUAAUAACAACAAUCGACACAACACUCUGCAGAACAGACCGACACGACCACAACUCUUACAUCCCGUUGCCGCCUUCUCUCCAGAGAGUAGUCUCACACCUCCACCAAUGGAUAUUGUAGCCCACGGCGCCUCCCUGCCGGAGAGUAUGGGAGGAUACGCCCCGCCCGCGGCUGUCGAGCGAGGUCCACUCUCCUUCUCACUAGGCACACCCACUCCCAUGCGCCCACGCCCAAAUACCGCCAUUCCCAUUUCCCAAUCACAACCAACACCAUCACGAGUAGUGCCGUAUAUAGCCACAAACCCAUUGACGAGUUCAGAAAGUGAUGGAGACGUGGAUGUGGAGCACUCACUUGCGCGGGAAUCCUCUCUGGGAGCCUCACAUGAACGUCCAAAGACAUCUUCAAGAGGACUACCACCGGCUUUAACUGUCACUACGGCAACGAGAAGACUUGUUGGCAACAGACGUUCCUGGCAGCACAACCCAUACGGCAUAAAUACAGGUCUUCACCAGUCUGCAAGUUUACCUGGUUAA
Molecule: messenger RNA, 1602 nt
Organism: Trypanosoma theileri
Lineage: Eukaryota; Euglenozoa; Kinetoplastea; Trypanosomatida; Trypanosomatidae
Exons: 1
Coding region: 1-1602 (533 amino acids)
Molecular function (GO): metal ion binding
Source: RefSeq, a predicted model, not a curated record